GCCAAGCUUUUGGAGGUUUAGAUGUUUUAUAAACAUCAGCAUGUAUUGUACAAAUUCUAGUAAACCUCUUCUUUAACCAGCAUCGUUCUCAGUCGCUGGUCUUCAAUCUUUCUUUUAGAACCUUCACACUCGCUUUACAAAACCUACUCACUCUUUAUAACAAUUCAAUAAAAUGCGAACCCAAGCCUUCUUCGCCAUGCUUUUUACCCCCGGCGCUAUUGCCGGCGGUACCUUUAUCCCAACAGAUCCCAAGCUCGCUCAUCGUGCACCUGAACCUUUUCCUUGGCCCCAGUUGCUAAACAACCCUCACAUGACCACACCAGUUGUAUGGUAUCAAAUUGGUCAAAUUAAAAUCUGGACCGACACCCGGGGCGUUGACUUCGUCAGGGAUGGUACAAAAUUCGAUACGUUCGACCAGUGUAUCAACCACUGUAAAACAUUUAGCGUUGUACAUAACUCUCCCGUCGAUAAGCCAACCGAUGCGAAAUGCAACUACUAUUGCACCACCUAUUGGGAUCAAGUUAAAAAGUCCCGCUAUUAGGACUUGCUAACGAACCGACCCCAGAAGGCAGACGGUUGCAACCGAAGGAUGGGCAAGAUGUAGAAUUGGAGGUGCUUUCACAAGUUGGGGCUCUUUGCCGACGCGAGUUAUAUCAUACAGGAGGGGGUCCGCAGGCACAGAGCGAAUAGCCCCAACUGGCAGGGUCGGCAAAACUAGCUUGAGGAACUUUGCAAGAGCAAUAAUGCCGACAUAAUCUACCGGUACCUAAGACGGAGAGAUGAUGUACCAAUGUGGUAGCGGAAAAGAGUCUGCUUAAGGAAGCCAAGAGGGGCAUGUUAUGGCCAUUUGGUAGCAGUUAGUCCUGGUUAUAUUGAUACGUUAACGGAUGGUAGCUUCUAGCCAAUCCAUGAAAUAUACCACCCUAAUUAG
This is a messenger RNA of Pyricularia oryzae 70-15, 931 nucleotides long. RefSeq lists its product as uncharacterized. Lineage: Eukaryota; Fungi; Ascomycota; Sordariomycetes; Magnaporthales; Pyriculariaceae. Bases 173 to 541 code for a protein of 122 amino acids. The record is from RefSeq and is a predicted model, not a curated record. The transcript has a single exon.